UUAAAGUUGACCAUAUUAGAGACUAUACUAAAUGUCGAAAUGGAAUUAUAUGGUAAUUGUGAUUUUCCUCUUUGUACCGGGGAAUAUGGAAUUCAGUUUCGAUCGAAUAAGAUCCGGGGAGUCCUACACACCAUUUCAUUUUCCCUAUGUUCCCGAUAACUUCCCAACACCUUCGGCUCCUGCCCCUCCACCAAAACCACGUCCGCCACCUCCACCUCCACCACCUCCAACUACAACACGUCCACCAACUACAACACCUACACCAACUACGACACCUACACCAAUAACGACACCUCCACCGCCUCCACCCUCUGCACCACCACCUCCUGAUCCAGCAACCCCUGGAGUAUGGUAUCCACUCCCCAUAUAUGGGAACGCACCACAAUUUGGAGAUCCACCUGGAUCGCACUUGCUUUCCAAUUCAGGAAAACCACAUCCACCAGGAUCACAGAUGCCUCCCAAUUCAGGAUUCGUCCUUCCCCCAGCGAUCUGCAGUCCGCCUUAUGGACCACCGAAUCAAGAUGGAAAUCCACCUGGAUCACAGACGCCUCCCAAUUCAGAAUUGGUUCCUCCCCCAGCAAUCUGGAAUCCGGCUUAUGAACCACCGAAUCAAAUUGGACAUCCACCAGAAUCACAGGCGCCUACCAAUUCAGGAUUUGUCCCUCCCCCAGCCAUUUGGAAUCCGCCUUAUGGUCCACCAAACCCAGAUGGAAAUCCACCUGAAUCACAGACGCCUCCCAAUUCAGGAUUCGUCCCUCCCCCAGCGAUCUGGAGUCCUUCUGUUGGACCAACGAGUGAAGAUGGACAUCCACCUGAAUCACAGGCUCCAUCAAAUUCAGGAUUCGUCCCUCCCCUAGCGAUCUGCUAUCCGCCUUUUGGACAACAAAAUCAAAUUGGACAUCAACCAGGAUCACAUAAGCCUCCUAAUUCAGGAAUAUACCCUCCAUCCACGGGCUGGAUUCCGCCAUCUGGGUCACUAAGUCAAGGUGGACAUCCACCAGGAUCACAGUUGCCUCCUAAUUCAGGCUUGCCACCGGGCUCUAUUCCGCCGCUUCGACCACCGAAUCAAAUUGGAGAUCCACCAGGAUCACAGAUGCCUUCGAAUUUAGGAAUAUACCCUCCAUCAAUGGGCUGGAUUCCGCCAUCUGGGUCACUAAUUCAAGGUGGACAUCCACCAGGAUCACUGUAUCCUCCUAAUUCUGUAUUGGCACCGGGCUCUAUUCCGCCUCUUCGACCAUCAAAUCAAGGUGGACAUCCACCAGGAUCACUGUUGCCUCCUAAUGUGGGAAUAUACCCUCCAUCCACGGGCUGGAUUCCGCCAUCUGGGCCACUAACUCAAGGUGGACAUCCACCGGGAUCACAGGUGCCUCCUAAUUUUGUAUUGCCAGCGGGCUCUAUUCCGCCUCUUGGAUCACCAAAUCAAAUUGGACAACCACCAGGAUCACUGUUGCCUCCUAAUGUGGGAAUAUAUCCCCCAUCCACGGGCUGGAUUCCGCCAUCUGGGCCACUAACUCAAGGUGGACAUCCAACGGGAUCACUGUUGCCUCCUAAUACUGGAUUGCCACCGGGUUCCAUUCCGCCUCUUCGACCACCAAAUCAAGGUGGACAUCCACCAGGAUCACAGAAGCCUCCUAAUGUGGGAAUAUACCCCCCAUCCACGGGCUGGAUUCCGCCAUUUGGGCCACUAACUCAAGGUGGACAUCCACCAGGAUCACUGUUGCCUCCUAAUACUGGAUUGCCACCGGGCUCUAUUCCGCCGCUUGGAUCACCGAAUCAAAUUGGACAUCCACCAGGAUCACAGAAGCCUCCUAAUGUGGGAAUAUACCCCCCAUCCACGGGCUGGACUCCGCCAUCUGGGCCACUAACUCAAGGUGGACAUCCACCAGGAUCACUGUUGCCUCCUAAUACUGGAUUGCCACCGGGUUCCAUUCCGCCGCUUGGAUCACCGAAUCAAAUUGGACAUCCACCAGGAUCACAGAAGCCUCCUAAUGUGGGAAUAUACCCCCCAUCCACGGGCUGGAUUCCGCCAUCUGGGCCACUAACUCAAAGUGGACAUCCACCAGGAUCACUGUUGCCUCCUAAUACUGGAUUGCCACCGGGCUCUAUUCCGCCUCUUCGACCACCAAAUCAAGGUGGACAUCCACCAGGAUCACAGAAGCCUCCUAAUGUGGGAAUAUACCCCCCAUCCACGGGCUGGAUUCCGCCAUCUGGGCCACUAACUCAAGGUGGACAUCCACCAGGAUCACUGUUGCCUCCUAAUACUGGAUUGCCAUCGGGCUCUAUUCCGCCGCUUGGAUCACCGAAUCAAAUUGGACAUCCACCAGGAUCACAGAAGCCUCCUAAUUCUGGAAUAUAUCCCCCAUCCACGGGCUCGAUUCCGCCAUCUGGGCCACUAACUCAAGGUGGACAUCCACCAGGAUCACUGUUGCCUCCUAAUACUGGAUUGCCAUCGGGCUCUAUUCCGCCGCUUGGAUCACCGAAUCAAAUUGGACAUCCACCAGGAUCACAGAAGCCUCCUAAUUCUGGAAUAUAUCCCCCAUCCACGGGCUGGAUUCCGCCAUCUGGGCCACUAACUCAAGGUGGACAUCCACCAGGAUCACUGUUGCCUCCUAAUACUGGAUUGCCACCGGGCUCUAUUUCGCCGCUUGGAUCACCGAAUCAAAUUGGACAUCCACCAGGAUCACAGAAGCCUCCUAAUGUGGGAAUAUAUCCCCCAUCCACGGGCUCUAUUCCGCCUCUUCGACCACCAAAUCAAGGUGGACAUCCACCAGGAUCACAGAAGCCUCCUAAUGUGGGAAUAUACCCCCCAUCCACGGGCUGGAUUCCACCAUCUGGGCCACUAACUCAAGGUGGACAUCCACCAGGAUCACAGGUGCCUUCUAAUUCUGUAUUGCCACCGGGCUCUAUUCCGCCCCUUCGACCACCAAAUCAAGGUCGACAUCCACCAGGAUCACAGGUGCCUCCUAAUACUGGAUUGCCACCGGGCUCUAUUCCGCCUCUUGGAUCACCGAAUCAAAUUGGACAUCCACCAGGAUCACAGAAGCCUCCUAAUUCUGGAAUAUAUCCCCCAUCCACGGGCUCGAUUCCGCCAUCUGGGCCACUAACUCAAGGUGGACAUCCACCAGGAUCACUGUUGCCUCCUAAUACUGGAUUGCCACCGGGCUCUAUUCCGCCCCUUCGACCACCAAAUCAAGGUCGACAUCCACCAGGAUCACAGGUGCCUCCUAAUUCUGUAUUGCCACCGGGCUCUAUUCCGCCUCUUGGAUCACCGAUUCAAAUUGGACGUCCAGUAGGAUCACAGAAGCCUGCUAGUUCCAAAAUACGUCCUCCACCACCUUCUGAACCUCAAAACCCGGACAAUGUGCCCAAGCAGCCAGUUAAAAAUCCACCUGCAGGAGGAAACUUAAAUGUAAAUGACAUACGCAUCGACCGUCCCAAUUAAAAAUUGUGCAACAAAAUUGAAAAGAAUUACAUUUUCCAUUUUCAAUCGAUAAACUAAUAAACAAGCGAUGCUCGUAAAAAUGAAUACUUG
This is a messenger RNA of Drosophila melanogaster (fruit fly), 3532 nucleotides long. RefSeq lists its product as uncharacterized. Lineage: Eukaryota; Metazoa; Arthropoda; Insecta; Diptera; Drosophilidae. The transcript is spliced from 2 exons. The coding region runs from base 32 to 3442 and encodes 1136 amino acids. The record is from RefSeq and is marked reviewed.